AUGGAGGAUUGCAAAAAUCAUAAGCAAAAAAAUGAUUGUUGGGAAUUGGCGAAAUGCAUGUUCGGAAAUGAUCAAAUGCUCCCGGAGAAAGAAGUUCUGUCUUUUGAGGAAGUCGAUUUGUGCGAGAAUGCUUCGACAUUAGUCUUAAGAGAACCAUACACAAUUUUAAGAAUUCCGCCCAACAAAUUAUUUCGACUUCAAAUCGAUCGUUCCAUCGGCGACGGCGAGAUCAUUUCGGCGAAUUAUACAUUCAACGGGGCUCCCGUUGAGCAAUUGGCAGCUCUCAAAGAAUGCGAACUACAAGCAAAACGACUUUUUUCUUCUCAAAUGUCUUGGAAAAUCAGUCGUCGCUGUUUCCACCGCAAAUUCUAUGAUGCGAUCAUUGUCGGCGGCGGCCACAACGGUCUGACAGCGGCUGCGUAUCUCGCGAAAGCCGGCAAAUCAGUGGUGGUGCUCGAACGUCGACACAUCCUCGGAGGAGCGGCGUGCACCGAGCAGAUCAUUCCCGGCUUUCGAUUCUCCCGUGCUUCGUAUCUGCUCAGUCUCCUUCGACCUGCUGUCAUUCAAGAUUUGGAUCUGAAGAAUUAUGGAUUGAAAUACCACAUUCGAAAUCCGAAUUCGUUUACACCAAUCCGCGAUAGUCGCGAAAGUCUGCUCCUCGGAAUGGAUAUGACCGAAAAUCAAAAGGAGAUUGCAAAAUUUUCGAAAAAAGAUGCCGAAAUGUACCCAAAAUAUGAGCAUUUUAUAUCGGAAAUUGUGCAAGCCAUGGAGCCUUUAAUGGAUCAUGAGCCUCUCAACUUCUCAGAACCAUUGCGAAAACUUAUUCCUCAUUUGUAUCUCGUUUAUCGUCACGUAAAACCUCUCGGAUUUCGGAAUGCUGUUGAUUUCUACGAGCUUAUGACUGCUCCGAUUUCAAAAAUAAUGAAUAAAUGGUUUGAAAGCGACGUUCUGAAAGCAACUCUCGGCACGGAUGGCGUCAUCGGAUUCGCUGCAAGUCCAUUGGAAGCCGGAACUGGCUACGUCCUUCUGCAUCACGUGAUUGGGGGACUCGACGAGCACAAAGGUGCUUGGGGAUAUGUGUACGGAGGAAUGGGAGCUGUUUCGCAAGCGAUUGCUGAUUUCGCGAGAAGUCGAGGAGCCGAAUUGUACACGGACCAAGAAGUCGACGAGAUUCUGAUUGAGCAUGGGGUCGCAAAAGGAGUCCGACUCGCGAAUGGACAAGAACUUCAUGCGAAAUGUGUUCUGUCGAAUGCAACCCCACAUGUCACGUUCAAUCAAUUGGUCCCCAAACAUCAUUUGAGUUCCGAGUUCUACAGUGCGGUUAAUCAGAUUGAUUAUACAUCACCGGUUACUAAAAUCAAUGUGGCGGUUAAAGAGCUCCCAAAUUUCGUGGCGAGACCCAAUCAGGGAACCGAUCCGAUGCCUCAUCAUCAGACAACAAUCCAUAUGAAUUGCGAGAGUAUGCAAUUGGUGCACGAGGGCGUCAUGGAUUAUCGAAAUGGAAGAUACAGCAGGAAGCCUGUGAUUGAGAUGACGAUCCCUUCAUCCGUUGAUCGGAGUCUCGUCGAUGGAGAUGGUCAUGUGGUUCUGCUGUUCACACAAUAUACUCCAUACAGUCCGACGGAUGGAGAAUGGACAGAAGAGAAGAAGAAGGAGUAUGCCAAGCAUGUAUUCUCUGAAAUUGAUGCAUAUGCUCCGAAUUUUUCAUCGAGUAUUAUUGGAUAUGACAUUUUGACACCGCCAGACAUUGAGAAAACAUUCGGAAUCACUGGCGGCAACAUAUUCCAUGGAUCAAUGGGCUUAGAUCAAUUAUAUAUUACUCGGCCAUUGCCCAAAUAUAGCAACUAUUCGACGCCAAUCCAAUCAUUAUUCUUAUGCGGAAGUGGUGCUCAUCCAGGCGGCGGAGUCACAGGAGCACCUGGUCGUCUCGGUGCUCAGCAUGCUCUUCAAUACCUAAGAAAACAUUGA
Messenger RNA from Caenorhabditis bovis, 1968 nucleotides. The record is from the annotation of a GenBank genome assembly. Lineage: Eukaryota; Metazoa; Nematoda; Chromadorea; Rhabditida; Rhabditidae.